GUAAAUUUCCAGGCAGGAAGGGAAGGCUCAGCGCAAGUUGAAUACGGGAAAGAAGCUACAGCCCAUCAUCGUAUGACGUCGGGAAUUAUCUUGAAAAAGUAAGUUCACUCUUAAAAAAGUGAACACGUUUACACAUUUCACACUUUUGAUUUAUUACGACGCGCCGUCUUUUCAUUCAACUACUCAUUCCAUAGUUUGGAUUAUUUACUUGUCACUUGGAAAUGGAAACCAAGGGAUGGAUGUGUUUGUACACCCAGUAGCGCAUACACUUAUAAUAUGUACAUAAACCCAUUUCGACACCAUUGGAAUUUAACCGUGUAGCACCCGCUUGGUUCCUAGGACUCCCAAGACUCGACUCCCUUACUACCUACCUCCCACACUACAUCAUACGUAUCCUCCUACCAAAUACCGAAGGAGAGGAAAGGUCUAGCCUUGUCUUGCCUUUUCUCCUCCCAAUCUAAUAAUUAUUAGGUGUCCAUACCUCCACCUAUAUACCCGGCACGCGCCCCCGAGUCCGUCAUGAAGUCCGCGAAACUCUUUUACCUGUCACUCUUUACGCUUUGGGGGACACCUGGGCAGUGUAAGAGCAAAGAAGCUCAAAAUGAUUCAUGCGCAAUCUCCCCCCGAGCCAUCGUAUCCGACGCCUGUGCUUCCUACUCUACUCUCGAGAAACUAAACCGCAGAGUCAAGCCUGACCUAGACGAACUGACCAGAGAAACCGACUUCUUCUCCUAUUACCGCCUGAACUUAUUUAAUAAAAAAUGUCCCUUCUGGAACGACGAGAAUGCCAUGUGUGGCAACAUAGCUUGUGCUGUGAACACGAUAGACAACGAGGAAGACAUACCUAAAAUAUGGAGGGCGAGUGAAUUGAGUAAGCUAGAGGGUCCAUCGGCGAAACACCCUGGGAAGAAAGUCCAGAAAGAACGACCACAAAGGCCACUACAAGGUUUAUUAGGAGAAAACGUUGGCGAGAGUUGCGUGGUGGAAUACGACGACGAAUGCGAUGAGCGAGAUUACUGUGUGCCAGAGGACGAGAGCGUCAGCGCCAAGGGUGACUAUGUCAGUUUGGUUCACAAUCCGGAACGUUUCACGGGAUAUGCUGGCGAUGGUGCUAAGAUGGUAUGGGAUGCCAUCUACAGGGAGAACUGCUUCCAAAAGUCAUCAUUCCCACAUUCUGCCUCCCUUGGAGUCAGCCCUCUGGCUAAGGGACCCGCGGCACAGGAUUUCCGCAAUGUGCUCCAAGAUGCAGAGCGACAACAGAUAUUACAACAACACCAGCAAAACCCAAGCACCACCUUCACCCAAACCGGGCUGGAAAACGAGGGCGAGUGUCUGGAGAAACGUGUCUUCUACCGUGUGAUGUCCGGCAUGCACGCGAGCAUCAGCACUCACCUCUGCUGGGACUUCUUGAACCAGACUACCGGCCAAUGGCAGCCCAAUGUGGGUUGUUAUAAGAGCCGCUUACACACCCAUCCCGAACGCAUUUCAAACUUGUAUUUCAACUACGCGCUCAUUACCCGUGCGGUUGCCAAGAUCGGCCCACACUUACAGGACUAUACGUUCUGUACAGGCGAGCCGGGCCAGGACGCUGCUACGAAGGCAAAGGUUCUUGCCGUAACACAAGGAGCAGCCUCGGUGCCUCAAAUAUUCGACGAGAGUCUCAUGUUUAAGAAUGGUGAGGGCCCGUCACUGAAGGAGGACUUCAAGAAUCGAUUCCGAAAUGUCAGCCGCAUUAUGGACUGCGUAGGUUGCGACAAGUGUAGGCUAUGGGGCAAGCUGCAGACCGCUGGAUACGGAGCAGCGCUGAAGGUACUCUUCGAGUUCGACAAUGACAGCGAAGACAUCCCAGUGUUGAAGCGAACAGAACUUGUGGCUCUUUUCAACACUUAUGCCAGACUUAGCAGCUCUAUGAAAGCUAUUGUUGGGUUCAGGGGCAUGGUGGAAGCAGAAGAAAAAUCUAACAAGAACAUUAUCCCUGAUCGAGCCAAGAAGCCACAUGCAGUCGGUAUCUCGACAACAAAUGCAGCGAAAACAGCCGAAGCCGAAGCUGAGUCGGAAGAAGAUGACGAGUGGGAUGAGGAAGAAGAUGAUUUGCCACCCAAGAGGGAGCGCAAGAAGCCCGAAACAUUCGGCGAAGUUUUCGAUCAGGAAUUUGGUAGAAUAAUGAAGGUAUUCAAGAUUGUCUUAAAAUCAUGGAUCUCCUUCCCAAAGACCUUUUACUAUAUCCUCCUCUCAGAACUUAACCGCCUCUGGCAAUAUUAUAUUGGGCUGCCGGUUACGCCACGUACCUGGACAUUCCAAAGGCCGAGCCUGGACGAGCUGUAAAAUCGUAAAUGCAUAUUCGGGCUGUACAGGAUUAGUGAUCUACUAGGCGUUUAUAUCUGCAUACCCUAAUUACUGGCGAAAAUGUCAAAACUAGCAUUCGUGGGUGGAGUUCAUGGCGUUUCAUUGAUGGAUGGAUAGUAUUCAACCUACCCAGGUACUUAACACAAGUUUGAGGCUGUCAUUGUGUAUAGCAAAUAAGCAGCGUUCACCCUACCACUACUAUUGUAGAGGGUAAAUUCGCAGAGUUACAUAUUGUUAUUGAGAAAAUAAGU
Molecule: messenger RNA, 2597 nt
Organism: Hypoxylon trugodes
Lineage: Eukaryota; Fungi; Ascomycota; Sordariomycetes; Xylariales; Hypoxylaceae
Product: endoplasmic oxidoreductin
Exons: 3
Coding region: 520-2325 (601 amino acids)
Biological process (GO): protein folding in endoplasmic reticulum
Cellular component (GO): endoplasmic reticulum membrane; endoplasmic reticulum
Molecular function (GO): FAD binding; protein-disulfide reductase activity; thiol oxidase activity
Source: RefSeq, a predicted model, not a curated record